Trachymyrmex septentrionalis is the source of this 1725-nucleotide messenger RNA. Its product is annotated as G-protein coupled receptor 143-like. The transcript is spliced from 7 exons. The record is from RefSeq and is a predicted model, not a curated record. Bases 199 to 1314 code for a protein of 371 amino acids. Gene Ontology annotation, cellular component: melanosome membrane; plasma membrane. Gene Ontology annotation, biological process: G protein-coupled receptor signaling pathway; regulation of calcium-mediated signaling; cell surface receptor signaling pathway. NCBI's taxonomy places the organism in Eukaryota, Metazoa, Arthropoda, Insecta, Hymenoptera, Formicidae. Gene Ontology annotation, molecular function: dopamine binding; L-DOPA binding; L-DOPA receptor activity.
UCUACCAAGAUUUUUGUUUAGAAAUGCCAAUAUGUAUUUCGUAUAUCAUAAGACAAGUUCGUAUCUCGGACGUAUCGAUUGGUUGCCAGAUGCCCGAGUGGGGAACUGCGGUUCCCUUCUAUCGGAGAGUUACUAGAUCGAGUAGGAUAGUGUCUGGCAGAAACACGCUGGACUUGACCGCGAUAACAUUCUAUAAUAAUGGCCGACCCGACCCUACAAACUUUCUGCUGUCAUCACACAAACCGAACGGAUAGAGCGAUAGUGAUAAUGCAGGAAUUCAAUACAGAUGCGUACAACACAGUAUGCAUGUUCUCAUCGACGAUGGGCAUGAUAGGCGCGAUUUAUCAGAUACUACCUCGAGCGGAUUCGAAUAGUUCUUAUCGUUGGAGGAGCUUCUUCAGAGGACGAGAUAUUAUUGUAUGGCUUGCAGUUGCCGAUCUCUUAGCGUCCUUAGGUGUGUUUGUGAGAUCAGUGCUAUGGAGAAAUUUCAAGUCCAUUAUACCAAUGGAAGGAGAUAUAUCGAACGUGGUGUUUUGUGCUGUGUUAUCGGCAUGGAUUCAGUAUUUCUAUAUGGCCACGUGGAUAUGGACGUUGUGUUACGCAGUGGACAUGAAGUUACUAUUGGGAGAUAAAAAUGGACGUCCUGCGUGCUAUCACACCUUAGCCUGGGUGCUUCCUGCCAUUCUUACCUCGUUCGGGCUGAUCAUUCUAUACAUUCCCGAUGCAAACUGCCACAACUUAACAUCAUUAUCCAGUGCGAUAAUGCGUAUCCUUCCGAAUUACUUCGCCACGUAUGUGUUACUGGCAGUGGUCAUGAUCGUGAAUCCCAUUCUAUACGUCGCAUCGACUCGUGAUCUUGAAACGGUGGUUCUGCACAGCAUGGCUCAGGUGACUGGCAGAGAGCGAAAGUUGAUACAAACGAUUAGAAUAAAAUUCGCUCUUAUCAAUUUGGUCUACUAUGUAUGCUGGACGCCCAAUUUAAUUAAUGGAUUACUAUUGUGGAUCUCAUGGUUUCAGUUACCAAUCAAGGCAAUCAUCACUUUAUGGUACAUAAUGGCUGUGACAAACCCCCUUCAAGCGUUUUUUAACGCGAUUGUUUAUCAAUCAUGGACUCGAAGGGAGAAAUUACGUUUUGAAUGUUGUCAAAAUUUUAAAUCGAGCACUAAUAUAAAUUUAAAUGCAAUUCCCAAAAUAGAUAGCGAUGUGCAUGUUUCUGAAUCAUCUCCAUUACUAAAUCCACGAAUAGGAUACGAACAGAAAAUACCACAUAUCAGUAUAAAUCAUGGAUCUUCGUCUCUAAAAUCGAGAUUUUGAAACAGACCAAUGAAGAAGAUAAAAACGAAAACGGAUGUAUGCAUGCAAGUUUCUUAAACAGAAGAUUCGGCGCACAGAUGCAUAUGUAAUAUAAAAUGGAUUGUUUAAUUACUUCUAAAAGAUAGAGUGCCUUUUUAAAAGAUAGUCUUUUUUACACAAUAUGCGUUGUAUAAUGAUCUCAUAAAUAAAAAAAUAUAACAAAAUAGAAAUAGAGCAUGUAUAAUAGGGAUCUCAUUAUUAAUAACAUUUUGUACUUAAACAUUACGUGUUAUACGCUCUAAAUACUGUUAAAAUAUAUCUUUUCUCUAUAUCAUAAUAUCACGAUCAACGGCGGUUACAUGCAUUAUUGUAUGUACAUAUAUUUCAUUACCUAUUUUAAUGCAUUUUAUUAUACAUACAUAUAUAUAUACA